Molecule: messenger RNA, 4445 nt
Organism: Danio aesculapii
Lineage: Eukaryota; Metazoa; Chordata; Actinopteri; Cypriniformes; Danionidae
Gene: slc12a9
Product: solute carrier family 12 member 9
Exons: 15
Coding region: 382-3081 (899 amino acids)
Biological process (GO): cell volume homeostasis; potassium ion homeostasis; chloride transmembrane transport
Cellular component (GO): membrane
Molecular function (GO): potassium:chloride symporter activity
Source: RefSeq, a predicted model, not a curated record
CAUGGGCGCUUCCUCUGUCCCGUGACUCUAUUUUUUAACAGAUGCAGGCGGUUGUACAGCCCAUGCGCUCUGGACUGUGAGACCUGACACGGGAGCGCUCUUCGCCAUCCGUCAUCAUGAUGAUGAUGAUGUCCCGGGGGUUUGACGGUCACGAGAUCUGAGGCUGCGGAAGAAAACUUUCUACACGCGAGUCUUUGAACAAACGAAAGCAGCUCGACAUGAUGCUCCUAUCGGUCAGAUAGGAGUCAGGACAUCCUGUGCCCACAUUGCCAAAACGAGUAGUUUGGUUUCCGUGGUUUUGUGCAGCUUCUACUUGAAAGCGGAAGUAAAACAUAGCUUUUUUUGGAUUUUUGUUGGCGCUGUUGUUCAUACGGACAGAUCAUGGCAAACGAGCACUCGCCUCUUCUAGUUCAUGGGGUUUACAGCAUGAUGGGAAAUGCUGAAGACUCCAGGGGUGGAUCAGCAGGGACAGGAGAGGCGUCAAACUCCAAAUCAGACCCCCGCAAACUCAACACUUUCUUUGGCGUCAUGGUGCCCACCAUCCUCUCCAUGUUCAGUAUUGUGCUCUUUCUUCGCACAGGUUUUGUUGUGGGACAUGCUGGUCUUCUGCAUGGUCUCCUCAUGCUGUUAGUGGCUUACUUCAUCAUCUCAUUGACAAUCCUGUCUAUAUGUGCCAUUUCAACUAAUGGAGCUGUGGAAGGAGGUGGAGCCUAUUUCAUGAUCAGUCGUUCUCUGGGUCCAGAAUUUGGCGGGAGCAUCGGCCUGAUGUUUUACCUAGCGAAGGUGUGUGCGUGUGGUGUGUAUGUUCUCGGUCUGGUGGAGGCCAUAAUUGAUGUCUUCGGUCAGGAUCCAGGCUCUGCUGUGUCGCAGGGGGUGCGUGUGCUGCCGCAGGGCUACUGGUACACCGUGUUGUACUCCUCUGUGGUGCUGUUGCUGUGUAUGCUGGUGUGUCUGGUCGGUGCUCACAUCUACGCCAAAGCCUCUUUUCUCAUUCUGCUGGUGGUGACGGUGUCUCUGAUCUCCAUCAUCAUCAGUCCUCUGAUACUCAGUCCACAGCGCUUCAAUAUCACACACACAUACGGCAACAACCACAGUGUCACGGUCAAUCCAAGCUAUACGGGCUUUAACAGCACCACUCUGAAGAACAACCUUGGACCUCGUUACUCUUUGGACUACAGUACCAACACUAUGAUGUCUUUCGCCACUGUGUUUGCUGUGAUGUUCACCAGCUGCACAGGCAUCAUGGCAGGAGCCAACAUGUCGGGUGAGCUGAAGAACCCCAGUGAAUCAAUACCUAAAGGGACCAUCAUGGCGGUGGCAUACACCUUCACUGUCUAUGUGCUUCUCUAUCUCCUGCUGAGCUCUACCUGUGACAGGUCAUUGUUACUCAAUGAUUACGCAGUGUUUCAGAGAGUGAACGUGUGGCCUCCAUUCGUCACGAUCGGUGUUUACUGCGCUUCUCUCUCAGCUGCCAUGUGCUCCAUGAUAGGAGCCUCUCGAAUCCUUCACGCUCUUGCUCUGGACCAGCUCUUUGGUCUUCCUCUGGCUCCGGCUGCUGUCACCUCCAGCUCGGGGAACCCCUGGGUCUCUGUGCUCUACACCUGGGCUCUGGUGCAGUGUACGCUGUUUGCAGGGCAGCUGAAUGUGAUUGCUGGUAUUGUGACAGUGUUUUAUCUGUUGGCGUAUGCUGCGGUUGAUUUGGCCUGUCUUGCUCUGGAAUGGGCCUCUGCUCCAAACUUCAGGCCGACGUUCCAGUUUUUCUCCUGGCACACGUGUCUGUUGGGUAUCAUCAGCUGCCUGGUCAUGAUGUUCGUGAUUAACCCCGUGUAUUCCUCAGCAAGUAUUGUGCUGUUGCUCCUCCUGCUGCUCUUUCUGCAUUAUCGCUCUCCCACCAGCAGCUGGGGCUACAUCAGCCAAGCCCUCAUCUUCCAUCAGGUGAGGAAGUACCUUCUGAUGUUGGACUCUCGUAAGGAUCAUGUGAAGUUCUGGCGGCCGCAGGUGUUACUGAUGGUGUCGAACCCGCGCUCCUCCUGUCAGCUCAUCUGCUUUGUCAACCAGCUGAAGAAAGGGGGCCUGUUUGUCCUUGGACAUGUGCAGAUUGGAGAUCUGGAUGUGUUACCAGCAGACCCGGUGCAGCCGCAGUAUAAUUUCUGGUUGAGCCUUGUGGAUAAGCUGGGUGUGAAGGCCUUUGUGGAUCUGACUCUUUCUCCCUCGGUCAGGCAGGGCACUCAACAUCUGCUCCGCAUCACUGGACUUGGAGGAAUGAAGCCUAAUACCUUGGUGUUGGGUUUUUAUGACAACUCCUACCCAGAGGACUACUUCCUCCAGGACCCUGUCUUUUGCAAGGGCGACAGAACUGAAGGUGAUAAUUUCGGUGUGGACCUUCCAUCCCUCCAGGCUCAUUUUCCACCGGUACGCCAUGCCGAGAGCCCUCGCGCACUGCAGCCUCAGGAGUACGUCAGCAUCAUUCAGGAUGCCAUCAAAAUGGGCAAGAACAUUUGUUUAGCGCGCUACUUCUUCCAGCUGCCGCCCGAGAGCAAGGGUGCAACGUACAUGUGGGGAAAGGACAGCAUGGACACCAUCGACGUGUGGCCGACAAACCUCUUGUCUCCAGGUAGUGCCAGUUACGCUGAUGUGGGUAGUCUGUUCCUACUUCAGAUGGCGUGUGUGUUGAACAUGGCCAGCGGGUGGCGCCGUGCAAGAUUACGUAUAUUUGUGUGUGUGGAGUCUGAAUCGGAAGACCAGGGUUGGCUUGCCAAAGAGGAGCAGUUUAGAGAGUUGCUGGGAAAGCUGAGGAUUCGUGCUGCUAUUAAGAUCGUGGCGUGGGAUAAUGUCGCACGCAUGGUUAGAGGGCCAAACACAGAGAACCAAACGGUGUCAGAAGACUUCCUGUGUGCCGUGAAUGGCCUUCUGAAGGAGCACAGCUCGACUGCCGCCGUACGCUUUCUGUAUUUGCCCGAUCCUCCGUCUAGUUGUGAGCUGUCCCAACAGUACCUGACCCAGCUAGACACGCUGACCCGAGACCUGGGCCCGACGCUCUUGAUUCAUGGGGUCACACCAGUUACGUGCACUGAGCUCUGACAAACCAAAUGUGUUUGUGUGAUAGAGAGGAACAUCAUGUUAGUGAGCAGAAGUGUGUUUGAGUCCUUACGCUCUUAAAGACCACAUCAUGUAUAGGUGGAUGACUGCUUUCAAUGUGUUUUGGGAUUUAUGGGUAAAUGCUGCCGGAUCUUGUGUGCCGUUAUUUUGGUGUUGUUCUUCACACACCACCGUUUGUUGUCUUAAACAGCGGGUUUAGUGUUCUUGGAAAAGGAAGUGACUGCAUUAAAUUGGAGUUGCUGUUUAUGUUCAUUCAUGUGUCCCGCUUUAAAUAGGAUCUUGUGAUCUGUUUGUUUUGUAUGGGUAAAAUGCAGUUUGGGAAAUAACUUUGACUGGUUAGAAUGGAAAGAGUAUCCUUGAAUGAGAUGUUCAUGGUUAUAUUUGGCACCGUAAUAUGGGGCGAAGCGAGCCUCGUCACUCACUUUUUGUUAUUGUGCUUCGUUAAUCAUUUCUGCUUUUUUCUUGGCAUAAAACAGACUUUGAACUCAUUUUGUCCCAAUUAUAGUUUGUGAAGCAGUGAGGAGCCCUCACGGGUUUGGGCCAUUGUUAGUUUCUUGGCGAAAAUUCCGCUUUCCACUUUCUGAUUGGAGUAUGGAUGUAUUUACUGUCACUCGAGUAGUUCUAUAUAGACAUGUUAUUUAUAAUCGCGACAUUUUGUGAAUUUGUUUGUUUCUUUUCUUGCGCACGUUUUCCUUUAUGUUUCAGGUUGUGGGCCUCUGACCAUUGGCUGCUUUUAUGUCCUGUUUGUUUGUGUGUUUGUUGUCAUUUUUAUAGUUCAAGUGUAUUAAUAAUUGUGUUAACCAGAUAAGGGCGGAGCUAAGAGCUCAUAGAUGUCAUCUGAUUGGUCAGGACUGAUGAUGAUGAUGAUGAUGUUUGUGUUAGACAUUGAGAACUGAAAAGGGACACUUUUCUUAAAUAAUACUUGAAUAUUUUGCACCUCUGUGCAUGUGUUUUGUUGUUAGCAUUAACAAUGCAGAUAUCCAAAAAUGACAGUUGGAUCUUUAUAAUGGCUGUUCAAUAAUAGAAGUACUAUGCUAAAUUAGAAAUGUGUGCAAGUCUGUACAUUUAUCAUCGUAGGAUAUGAGUUUGUUUUAACAUUGCUUUGAGGAUGCACAAAUUGCGUUACACAAUCCAGAUUUCAUGUAUUCCAAAGAAGAUUUGAAAUCAUUUUGGCGCAUAAUAACUAUUAAAGUACUUUCAAAAUAUGUACAUAUAUACUACAUCCUACUGUGCAAUACAGGCAAAGAUAGUACACGGUCAUGAUCUCAGAAUGGAUCAACUGGUAUUUCCUGAAUGAAGAGUUUAAAAAAAAAACAGGCCUAAGAUUAAACAAAAUAUUUCAGUCA